CCUAACCCCACUGUUGAACUUGACUUAUGAUAGUAAUAAUUACCUAGGUACUUAUCAGAUCCUGGAUAUCGUCAUUUCGUCACGUGGUAUGCAUUAUAUGCAUCAUAUGCACUUUAUACAUAGCCCUCAUUAAAUUCAUACAUCCAUAAAUACAUACAUGCAUACAAGUCUUCAACUCCAAGCAUAAUGCGUCUUGGCUGUUUCCUAUCCAAUUAACAACCAAACAUAGCUUCGAUUCGAGAACAGGACAAAACUGAGCUCGAGAAUCAUGAAGCUUCAAAGCUUCCUACUAACAGCCUUGGCUGGCAUUGCCACUGCUUCCAACACAAACGAGGAAUCACAACAAGCAGAAGUCUAUAUUAUCAAGUUCGAAGGACCUCCGAACCGUCCCAAGCCGAAAUCACAACCUCCCUCGUCCGUGUCGAAUGAGGUUGCCCAAGCCAUCAUCCUCCAACGCCUCAGCACCCCAGAGGAAUCCGUGCCUUUAGGCCAGUUGCCCGACUCUAUUCCUUUAGACGAAUCCUUACGUUACAUUAAUCGAUUCGGAAAGCUCCUACGACCCGUGCUUUGGAGCCCUGAGAGCUGGCCCGAACCUCGCCAACUCGUCGUCGCCUUCACUGGCGUUACGCCUGACAAUUACAAUGAUAUCAAGACCGCCGUAUCCGAUGUGCCUCUUGCCGUUUCCGCUCCUGGUCUGAGCCGCCUACCAAUUGAGGCAAAGAAGACAAGCUGUACAUUUGAACAAUUCCUCAACCUCCAACCUGGCGGCGUUGAUGCUGGUAAAUGCUGGAAUGGUCCUGUACAAUAUCUUGAAUAUGAUGUUACCAAGAAUUCCGAUGCUGUUACCGAACUAGGACGGAAUCUGAAAUCACUCAAGACUUUAGCCCAAGAGCUCCAACUAGACACCACCAUCGUAUUCUUUGCACCCGCCGAUGCCAAUUCGCUCGACUCUGAAUCGGAACUUAGGCGUCGAUCCGAUGAGAAAGAGACCGAGAAAGUCAUCGCCCCCAAUGCCGAAGUGACGCAUAUCCCGACGGCCGAUGCGAGCUUCAACCCAUCUAACGACCUAACUGGCAAGCCUUUCCACGCGUUUGCUGCGGGUGGCGUUUCGCCCUCAAAGAAGACAAAGCUCCUCCCGACCUGCUUCAGUAGCCUGAACGCGUGCACCAACGCAACGAACAGCUGCUCGGGACACGGACAAUGCGUCGACAAAUGGGCCAAGAUCGGGAGUCCCGAUAAGUCUUGUUUCUUCUGCCACUGCAUGGCGACCAACGAGACCAACGCCCGCGGCCACACCGGUGUCUACCACUGGGGUGGAUCCAUGUGCCACAAGCGCGACGUCAGCACACCUUUCUGGCUAUUCGCCGCCGUAUCCAUUACGCUCGUCGCGACUGUCACGUUCGCGAUCGGUUUGCUGUUCAGCGUUGGCGAGGAGAAACUACCUGGUGUUAUUGGAGCAGGCGUUUCACGGUCCAAGUAAGUGUGAUGGCAAAGCCGGCUACUAUUACAUUGGUACCUAGGUAUGUACGAGUUACAGAUGCGAGGAUGACAGAGGAAGGAUCGAGGCCACCACCGCGAUGAUUCCUCCAAAAGAAAGAGGAAAAGAAAGGG
Messenger RNA from Hypoxylon fragiforme, 1611 nucleotides. RefSeq lists its product as uncharacterized. The record is from RefSeq and is a predicted model, not a curated record. Gene Ontology annotation, cellular component: endoplasmic reticulum. The coding region runs from base 269 to 1480 and encodes 403 amino acids. Lineage: Eukaryota; Fungi; Ascomycota; Sordariomycetes; Xylariales; Hypoxylaceae. The transcript has 2 exons.